AUGGAACCAAACAGUUUCAUAGACCUAAAAAUAAUCUCAUGCAAAGACAUAAACGCAUUCAACUUCUUCCAAAAACUAACCCUCUACGCACAAGUUUCAAUCUCCACCACCAACCCGAAAACCAAACUCACAAAACAACAGCAACGAACACCAACUCACAGGGACACCGACGACGACGGAACAAACCCUGAAUGGAACCACCAAACACGCUUCAAUCUCUCCUUUCUCUCCAGUCACCCAGAUCCAUCCGAAUUCUUCUUAUCCUUCGAGUUUCGUCACGACGGUCUCAUCCUCGGCAAUAAAUUCCUUGGAGAAUGCCGUGUUCCUUUAACCGAUCUGAUUCGUGAUAUCGACGGUGCUGAGAGGUUUGUUAGCUACGAGAUUCGUUGUGAUGGUAAAUCCAACGGGAUCUUCCAUUUUUCGUAUAGGUUAACAGGAAUUGGAAAUACGAACUCGUCUCAGAUUCUCGAUGGGAGAAUAUCUGGGUAUCCUGUUUUGACACCGGAUGAUUAUGCUCCGGUGCAAUAUCAUGUACCGGAAAUUGAGAGGCCGUACCCGUAUUGUUAUCCACCGGUUUGUGAGGGACCAUUUGCGGUGCGGCCGGCUCCGUCUGUUUCGUAUCCGUUGAUCGGAGGAUGUAAUUAUUAUGAAUAUAAUUUUUAUCCACCGCCGCAACCCUCUGUGUAUCCUCCUCCGCCUGUUGAGCCGGAGGCCCAUCAUUGGCAGUCAGGCCCGUAUUUUGAAAAUAGGUGGUAA
Molecule: messenger RNA, 756 nt
Organism: Medicago truncatula (barrel medic)
Lineage: Eukaryota; Viridiplantae; Streptophyta; Magnoliopsida; Fabales; Fabaceae
Product: protein SRC2
Exons: 1
Coding region: 1-756 (251 amino acids)
Biological process (GO): defense response
Source: RefSeq, a predicted model, not a curated record